GGUAGAAUUGUUCUCUUCUACCGCCUUCGUGAGUUGUGAAUUGUGAAUUGAUUGCCUCGGAAACAGCGACCAAGUAAUUAAUUUGAGGGGCGAAAGAAAAAACAAGGAGAAAAAUCCCUUGCUUCUUCUCAUUUGCCCUCUCUUUCCUCGCCGGUGCUGCGGCGGCCGUCUCGCCGGCGUUCGCUGGUCGUGCCAAAUCAUUGGGGUUUCGGUUCUUUGACUCUACGGCAGAGAGGGAGGGCGAUAGUGAGAAAGUUUCUUUACUAUUUCGUCGGACAAUGUCGAGAUUGCUACUGAACUUGACGACGCCCAUGGAGAUGGGAGCUACCGUUUCCAGCUGGUGGGAUGAGAUCAACGAAACUACUUUUUGGCAGGAUCGGAUUUUAUACUCUCUCUGUGCUGUUUAUGCGCUUGUCUCCGCCGUUGCUCUGAUUCAAUUGAUAAGGAUCGAACUGAGAGUUCCUGAAUAUGGUUGGACAACACAGAAAGUUUUCCACCUCAUGAACUUCAUUGUCAAUGGAGUACGCGCAAUUUUGUUUGGGCUUCACAAGCAAGUAUUUCUUUUGCAACCAAAGGUUUUCCUAUUGUUAUUAUUGGAUCUUCCUGGACUUCUUUUUUUCUCUACAUACACACUCCUUGUCCUCUUCUGGGCAGAGAUAUACCACCAGGCAAGAAGUUUGCCAACAGAUAAACUCAGAACAGUUUACAUUUCUGUCAACAGCGUGGUAUAUCUUAUACAGGUUUGCAUUUGGAUAUACAUUGGGAUGGAUGACAACAGUGUGGUAGAAUUCAUUGGAAAAAUCUUCAUUGCAGUGGUGUCAUUCAUCGCUGCAGUAGGCUUCUUGAUAUAUGGUGGAAGAUUAUUUUUCAUGCUUAGACGUUUUCCAAUUGAAUCUAAAGGGAGAAGGAAGAAACUUCAUGAGGUUGGAUCUGUGACCGCCAUAUGCUUUACCUGCUUCCUCAUUCGAUGCUUUGUGGUUGCUUUAUCCGCUUUCGAUGCAGAUGCAUCACUUGAUGUCUUAGAUCACCCCGUUCUGAGUUUCACCUUCUACUUGUUGGUCGAAAUUCUGCCUUCAGCAUUAGUUCUUUACAUAUUACGCAAAUUGCCUCCCAAGAGAAUAUCAGCCCAGUAUCACCCCAUUCGCUAGUUUUUAUUCAUCUUGCAUUCUGAACACUGCUUCACCUCCUUGGGGUUGUAUUUUUAAUAUCUGGGAGUUGUGGAUUCUUACUGAAAGAAAAAAAGCAUGAAAAGCUGGGCCUGAUGUAGCAUUCUGCUGUGGCAUGGCAUGCCAGAAAGACGAAGCUGUUUGCUGCUGCUGGCUGAGAGAGCGUUUGAAACUCUUCUUUGGGCGUUGUCUGAUUUGAAGAACUCAUUGUAAGAACUUAUUGUACAUCCUGUUUAUUAUUUGGUCUAAACGUGCAAAGAAGGAUUUCUGUUAGAUUAAAUAUUAUGUUUCAGUAUCAAAGUGUUAAGUGUGUCUGAGUACUCGACAACCCCUUGUAUUUUUUUUUUUGUUCCCUCUGCUUAUCUAUUGAUGUUCUUGUUGGUGGUUU
This is a messenger RNA of Momordica charantia (bitter melon), 1554 nucleotides long. RefSeq names its product tobamovirus multiplication 1 (gene TOM1). Lineage: Eukaryota; Viridiplantae; Streptophyta; Magnoliopsida; Cucurbitales; Cucurbitaceae. The record is from RefSeq and is a predicted model, not a curated record. Gene Ontology annotation, cellular component: plant-type vacuole membrane.